Messenger RNA from Coregonus clupeaformis (lake whitefish), 1546 nucleotides. RefSeq names its product glucose-induced degradation protein 8-B homolog. NCBI's taxonomy places the organism in Eukaryota, Metazoa, Chordata, Actinopteri, Salmoniformes, Salmonidae. Gene Ontology annotation, cellular component: nucleus; cytoplasm. Gene Ontology annotation, biological process: proteasome-mediated ubiquitin-dependent protein catabolic process; positive regulation of canonical Wnt signaling pathway. The record is from RefSeq and is a predicted model, not a curated record. Gene Ontology annotation, molecular function: protein binding. The coding region runs from base 96 to 785 and encodes 229 amino acids. The transcript has 5 exons.
CCCACGUUCAUGGCCUUCAUGACGAAGUCUCGUAAGCUUUCCUGGUAUCUUGAUUGCUACGGCUGAAUAGUUGCAGCAAAAUAUCAGAACAAUUCAUGAUGAGUUAUGGUGAAAAGCCUGAGGACAUAACGAGAGAAGAGUGGAUGGAGAAACUCAACAAUGUCCACAUUCAGAGGGCCGACAUGAACAGGCUCAUCAUGAACUACCUGGUGACAGAGGGGUUUAAGGAGGCAGCUGAGAAGUUCCGUAUGGAGUCUGGGAUUGAGCCCAGUGUGGACCUGGAUUCUCUGGACGAGAGGAUAAAGAUCCGGGAGAUGAUUCUGAAGGGACAGAUACAGGAGGCCAUCGCACUCAUCAACAGCAUGCACCCAGAACUGCUCGACACAAACCGCUACCUGUACUUUCACCUACAGCAGCAGCACCUGAUUGAGCUGAUCCGUCUGAGGGAGACUGAGGCAGCACUAGAGUUUGCUCAGUCCCAGCUGGCAGAGCAGGGGGAGGAGAGCAGAGAGUGUCUGACAGAGAUGGAGAGAACCCUGGCCCUGCUGGCCUUUGACAACCCUGAGGAGUCGCCCUUCGGAGACCUCCUCAACACGAUGCAGAGGCAGAAGGUGUGGAGUGAAGUGAACCAGUCUGUGCUGGACUACGAAAACAGAGAGUCGACGCCCAAACUGGCCAAGCUCCUCAAACUGCUCCUGUGGGCUCAGAACGAACUCGACCAAAAGAAAGUCAAGUACCCCAAAAUGACAGACCUCAGCAAGGGCACGAUCGAGGACCCAAAGUGAGAGCACACCAGGCUGUGUAUGCUGGUGGAAAAUAAAUGGACUCCCCUCCUACCUAUUUAUACUCUGACAGAGACUGACUGAAACAAUCUUUUUUCUUUCUUUGUGUGGGUUGCUUUUUGGGAGACUUUGAUAAUGUGGACUGUGGAACUGGAUAGUUUGUAUUUUAAAGUGACUUGCUGCCUGAAACUUUAAUAUCCAAAAUAUAAACCCUUGUAUUUUAAUGAAGUAAAAUUAUAAGACUUUUGUUUCAUGUCUGCAAUAGUUGUGUAUGAACAUUUCCUUUUUGCAUAUUUCACAGUUACACUUUUUGUUUUCUGUCUACUGGCAGGGAAAGUUAGCCGUCUUUGCAAAUGGAUGGUGUGUUAAAGCCUAAAUUAGGCUCUUGGGACUAUAAUGUGUCAACCUAUAAACAGAAAUGAAUGAGGGUGUGGUGUUGGGGUAGAACGAUUGGUUCCCAUUGCUGUGGUCUGCUGUCACAAUUACAGUAUAUUUUGUUUUUCUGAACAAAAAACAUGCACAUUUCAGUUUCUCAUGAAUGCUAGGGUAGGGGCCAAAGCUGGGUACUGACUGUGAAUGAUUCUAAGCUGACAAUGCCCUGUAAUGUUGUCAGGGUUUUACUGCAACCUUAGUUUUCAUCCUGUUAUCUUGAAACAACAAGACAAUAAUGUGAAUACAUACAGAGACAUAAAUUCAGUUCAAGUUGACAGUUUUGCAACUGGAUUAUUUACAUGUAUGGAAUAAAAUACUAUUUUGGAACACUU